Didymodactylos carnosus is the source of this 1434-nucleotide messenger RNA. Lineage: Eukaryota; Metazoa; Rotifera; Eurotatoria; Philodinida; Philodinidae. The record is from the annotation of a GenBank genome assembly.
AUGGCAAUGAUGGAGAGUAUCGUAGGUGAAAUAAAGCCCAAACCAUUCGUUGAACAACGUCGUCGGUCGAUUAUUAUCGAUUAUCUUCUUUCAACCUCAACACAUGGGUUACGAGGUGUUGGUCGUGCCUAUUCUACCUGUAAUCGUUUCUUCUGGGUCGGCAUAUUCACAAUCGCUUCCAGCCUCAUGCUCUAUUUUGUCGUAUCAUCGGUUCGUCAAUACUUUACCUACGCUACACAGACAAGCGUUGAAAUUCGUCUCGAUCGUAAAAUGCCCUUUCCUGCCGUUACCAUUUGCAACGCGAAUCCGUAUCGACUCGAUACGAUGAAUGCAUCACUUGUAGCAUUCUUAUAUCGGCAAUUAUUGUCCAAUAUAACAUUCAAUCAGAACUUACUCAAUCCGCUUGCUAUACCGCUCGUUGUCGAUUUAUUCAAUCGUAAUCAAACAGAAGAACUCUGGUCAAUUGGAUUUCAAUUGAGUGACAUUUUGCUUGGUUGUGUGUACAAUGGCAUUGACUGUUCCAAUUCAUUCACGCGUUCUCUCACCUCGGCCCUCGGCAAUUGUUUUACAUUCAAUUGGCAAACAUCAACGCCAUUCUUUACGCUAGCCGAUCUCGGUAAUACUCUUCUUUUGAGAGAAGGUCUCCAAAUGAUAUUUUAUGUCCCACGCGAAACUAAUUUUCCUGUUGAAUAUUUCAAUAUCGGUCUCAACGUAUUGUUGCAUGAUAAUGACGAAUUUCCAUUGUCUAUCGAGAAAGGUCUCUUUCUUGCGCCUGGCUUAUCUUAUUUGAUAACUUAUCGAAAGAGUACAGAAACAUUUUUGCCAUCCCCAUAUAGUCAAUGCACAUCCGACGUGAGUAGUGAUUUGCGUGCUCUUUAUAAGACAACAUUUGCCGAUAAUAACGCGUCAGAUUCGGUUGUCUAUUCGGAAUCGGCGUGUCACGAGCUGUGUGAACAAGCCUAUAUCUUUUCACAAUGUUCAUGCAUUCUUCCAAUACCAUUCUUCACACGAAAGAUGCUCACACUUGAUAGGAAUCUCAUAUCUGUCAAAACUUGCAAUCCAAUUACAAAUGAAUUUUUAUGUGCGUUUACUGCCAAACAACAAUUGGCAGCCAGUGAUCAAUUACAAACCGCAUGGUGUUCUUAUUGUACUUCUCAAUGUAAAUAUACCUAUUUUACGAGUGAUCUCAGUUCACAAGCGGCUCCGUCUGAAACGGAAAAAGCAAUCUUGGCUGCAGUACUACUAAAUGCAAGUAAUACGACUACCGUCCUGCUGCCCAACGAUUUUGCCCAACGGUUCGACUACUAUAUGGAUCGAAACUAUUUAAGAAUAGAAGUUGCAUGCGGCAGUAAGUAUGUUACAGAGUACAAACAAGUAGCUACGCUGCCACUCAUCGAUAUGUUUGCUUCCAUCGGCGGACAAACAGGCCUGUAA